This is a messenger RNA of Carassius carassius (crucian carp), 4447 nucleotides long. It is a transcript of the gene wwc3, whose product is annotated as WWC family member 3. Gene Ontology annotation, molecular function: kinase binding; molecular adaptor activity. Gene Ontology annotation, cellular component: cytoplasm. NCBI's taxonomy places the organism in Eukaryota, Metazoa, Chordata, Actinopteri, Cypriniformes, Cyprinidae. The transcript has 23 exons. The record is from RefSeq and is a predicted model, not a curated record. Gene Ontology annotation, biological process: regulation of DNA-templated transcription; regulation of hippo signaling; cell migration. The coding region runs from base 238 to 3669 and encodes 1143 amino acids.
UAGAGUCAAACAUGGAGGACCGACGCACAGAGUUAUGAGAGCGCCGCGAAACUUUGGGAAAAGGUGGAUGCAGGGCUGCCUGUGUCGAUUUCACCCACGUUCGUUUCUUCGUCGUGAAGUUUUCUGUUUCCGAGAGUCGAUGGGAGUUAAACAUUUGUAAUGCAGUAGAAAAUUGCGAUAUAUUUGUUGUUUGAGCAAAGGCAGGGGGUCAGACCCCCCUAGCGUCCCAGCAGCGCUAUGCCGUGGGUGAACAGUUGUAAGCGGAGAGAGAGCUCGGAGCUGCCGCUGCCCCCGGGCUGGGAGGAAGCCAGGGAUUAUGACGGCAGAGUCUUUUAUAUUGACCACAACACUCGUCAAACUUCAUGGAUCGAUCCCAGGGACAGGAUUACCAAGCCCCUGACCUUUGCUGACUGUGUUGGGGAUGAGCUUCCUCUGGGCUGGGAGGUGGUGUAUGACCAGCAGGUGGGCGUCUACUACAUCGACCACAUCAAUAAGACGACCCAGAUAGAGAACCCUCGCACACAAUGGCGUCAGGAGCAGGAGCGCAUGUUAAAAGAGUACCUGGUGGUGGCACAUGAGGCUCUCAAUGCCAAGAAAGAGAUGUAUCAGAUCAAACAGCAAAGACUCGAGCUGGCACAGCAAGAGAUGCAACUCUUCAACCAGCUCAAUCAGGAUGACAACCGUUCCAUCAGCAGCUCUCACUCUGGUUCCUCUUCAAACGCAAAAUAUGACCCUGACCAAAUCAAAGCGGAAAUCGGCUGUAGGCGUGAGCGGCUCUCCAGACUCAAACAGGAACUGGCUCAGAUGAGACAGGAGCUGCAGUACAAGGAAAUGGGAGUGGAGACCCUACAGGAAAUUGACCGGAAAAUGUCCAGCAGUCAGACCAAUUACAAAUUAGAUGAAGCACAGGCCAUCUUCAGCGAGCUUCGCAGCAUUAAAAAGGCCAUCAGUACUGGCGAGAAGGAGAGGCAGGACCUCAUCCAGAGCCUGGCCAAGCUGACUGUGAACUUCUGUGACUCUAUUAAUGAGGUGGCCAACAGUGCAAACACCCUCGGAGACUCCUGUAGUGUACAACAAUACACAGACACUGGCUGCCAGACUGAGCUGAUGGGAGAGUUUGGCACCCAGGAGUCAUCAGUUCUUGCUGACAGAGUCAAACUCAGUUGGCAGUAUGAAGAGGCUAAGAAAAAGAUGUCCGGUAUUCAGCAUCAGUUGGCCCAGUUGGACGGUGAGAGCUGGUCUGGACAUGCAGAGGCCGAUCGGGACUGGGACUGUCUGCAGCUGCUGCGGGAGAAGGAGGCUCUGCUCCAGGAGAUCACUCUACUUAGCCAGCAGCAGCACUCCCCAGAAACGCUGCUCCAGCUGCAGGAGGAGAAACACAGGCUGGAGGAGGAGGUGCAGAAAGCCCAGAGUGUCCAGAGUCUGGGAGCCAAUCAGAGGAUAUUACAGCAGGAGAAGAGGAAUGUACUUAUGAAGCAACUUGAGGAAGCCACCCGUAUCACCACCUAUCUACACUCUCAGCUGAAGAGCCUAUCAGCCAGUAAUCUGACGGUGUCCUCCAGCAGCAGCCGAGGCUCUUUAGCCUCCAGUCGUGGCUCUUUGGCAUCCAGCCGUGGUUCUCUCAGCUCCGUCAGCUUCACUGACAUCUAUGGCCUGCCCCAGUAUGAGCGAACAGAAGGCAGCUCUGAUGUUCUGGACCCGUCUUUCCGCUACCUUCUCCCCUUAGAGACCCACAGCAGGGACGGUUCAGCCUUCGGGCCAAAGCGGUCCCAUGACACACCACAGUCUCUCACAUCUCUCUCCUCACGGUCCUCACUUUCCUCGCUCUCCCCUCCCAGCUCCCCCAUGGACACCCCCUACCACUCGGCCCCACAGGACUGCCCUCUGGCCCAGAUGACAGAGGAGUACAUGGAGGUGGCCAGCAGGUGUCUGCUGGCUGAAGGACUACGGAAUCAGACUCAAUCCCAGCAGCACAUUACUCUUCCCGGGGAAGGGGAAGUGGGAAUCACAGCCUCUGCACACCACCUGGAGGGGAAGAGCCAUAGAGAUGGAGUUCAAGGAACGCAAAGCUCCACAGGAGUGACCCUGCGCUGUAAAAGUGCAAGUAGGACCAGCAGAAGAGCGAGACGAGUGUCUGCAGGAGUAAAUGAAGAUGUUUUGGCAACAGACAGUGGGGUGUUUGAAGCCUGGAGCAGAAGUAGGACAGAGGACUCAGAAGAAGUCAGUUUUCCUCCAGAUGUCCCAGCCUCAGAUCCAGUUCAGAUUCAGAUUGGUCUUCUAUAUGAUUCGAAUGGCAUGUUUUUGCUGCUGCAUGUCCUUCAGAUGAGAAAUUUAAGCAAGGCCACCAUUAGAGAUGGAUGCAAAGUAUUUGUGAAGGUUCAUGUUCUCCCGGUGGACUCCGGUCGGCCCUGCACAUAUUACUGCUGUAAGGCCCAGGAGCCUCAAUCUCUUCUCAGCUUUAAUGAGGGCUUCCGGAUCCCUCUGAGUGCUGGAGGCCCCGGGACCCAUGCGUUACACUUAAACCUCUGUGCUGUAGGACCCCUCGCCCAGGAGGAGCUACUGGGCUCUGCGCAGGUCUCACUGACAGACUGUGCAGGCAGCACUGAAAUGAUCUUCCAGUGGCUUAAAGUACAUAUCCACAACACAGAGAACCACAGACGCACAGAGCACAGCCGCCUUAGUCAACCCAGCUGCAUCAUGGAUGAAGAGGAGAACGAAGGCAAGCUUGAGGUGUCUGUGGUGACUCGUUUGGAAGAGAUGAAGAAAGAGUUACAGAGGAGUAAAGAGAAGCUGGAAAGGAAGGAAGAGCAAGGAGAAGCCGUUUCUGAGAGGAGUUGGCAGGCUGAGUCCGUGGACAGCGGCUGCAGUAACAGUACAGCGUUUGUCGUUCCCUGUCCUGAGAGUCUUAGCGGUGAAGGUAUCUGCGUGACCUCUGGGAGAUGCUGUCUCCAGCCUGCAGAGAGGAAUCCAAUAGUAAAGGUGGACAAGGCAACCAACACAGAGGGUGUGUUUCCAGAGCCAAUGAGAAUGCGGCCGAAAGAAAGGCCAGGCCGCUGGGGUCACAGCUCACCGUUCAUGCGCAGCAGCACAAUAGUCAGAUCUCAGACGUUUUCACCUGGAGCGCGCAGUCAGUAUGUCUGUAGGUUGUACAGAAGUGACAGUGAUAGCUCUACUCUACCAAAGAAAUCCCCCUUUAUCAGAAACACUCUAGAGCGACGAACCCUGCGAUAUAAACAGCAGUCGCACCGCUCGCCUCUGGCUGAGCAGCCCACACGUACCUCUCUGGACCUGGAGCUGGACCUUCAGGCCUGCCGUACACGACAGAGGCAGCUGAGCGAGGAGCUGACCGCUCUGAGGGAGCUCAAACUGCGGCUGGAGGAGCCCAUGCAGGGGCCCCGCGGCACUGUGGACCUCCCUCAUUGGGCUCUGCGGGAUGAGCGUUUCCGAAACCUGCUACGUGAAGCCCAGAGACAGACCAAGCAGACUAGACAGGAGCAGAGGCAGGAGGAAGCUGCUGAGAGGAGGUUGCGGAAGGCCUCAAAAGAGGUUUUGCAAAUGAGGGGCCAGAGCCACAAAGAGCCCCUCCCUGUGCAGACCUUCAAAGAGAAGAUGGCUUUUUUUACUAGACCAAGAUUCAACAUCCCUCCUCUGCCAGCCGAUGACGUGUGAGCGCCCCCUAGGCCACGCUAUCAGAUAUGAAGAAUUUGUCUGUUUUUUUGUAUUCAUGCCCAUGAAGUAAUUAGAACAAAAACGUAGUUAUUUCAGCACAAAUAUGCAACAUUCGAACAACAGAAACAUGUACAAAACAAGCGUGUGUGUGUGUGUGUGGUUGUGUGUGAUUGUGUGUGUGUGUGUGUGUGUGUGUGUGGUAGUACUAAUGAACACGUACACUUAUAUUUUGUAAUUAUUGACAUCUUGGCAACUUUUCCUGCUUGUUUAAAGAAGGAAAUAAUUGUUUUAUAAAAGAACAAAGCAUCUUUUUACUCCUGUAUGAUGUACUUCUGAUAUUUCUAUGUCUGCGCUUACUUAAGGCUGGAAGACGGGAACAAAGUCAGUUUAGACAAAUUCACUGUACUGUAACUUAUUUUAUAGUACUUUUCCUUGAAGGAAAUAAAAAUGCUCCUUGCUUUUUAAUGUAUUUUAUAAAGCUUAAAACAAACAGCACUUACUGUAAGUGUUUCUUGACGUACAGUAGAAUGGAAAUUUUGGCUGAUUUUGUUUCUGUUACCUGAUUCUUUAAAGUUACCUAAAAUGUCACUUUUUUUAUCCACUUUUGUUGCAGUUGUCAUUUUCCCUUGUGCUGUUAUUCUAUUAAAAUUAUUAAUAUUAUUACUUGUACUUUUCAAGAUAUAGACAAAUAUAAUUUUGUAUGCUGUCUGUGAAAACGUCUGCAGUGUUACCUUUCUUAUGAAGAUAAAAGCAUUAAAAACGUGAAAAUGCAGCUGAA